Lepus europaeus (European hare) is the source of this 3407-nucleotide messenger RNA. It is a transcript of the gene KLHL5, whose product is annotated as kelch like family member 5. The record is from RefSeq and is a predicted model, not a curated record. The transcript is spliced from 12 exons. Lineage: Eukaryota; Metazoa; Chordata; Mammalia; Lagomorpha; Leporidae. Bases 59 to 2284 code for a protein of 741 amino acids. Gene Ontology annotation, molecular function: protein binding.
AAAUCUGUGUGCAGUGCUUUUUGCCCGUUGCCUAGACGAUCACUUGGUUUCUCUGAGGAUGUCUGGUUCUCGUAAAGAGUUUGAUGUGAAACAGAUUUUGAAAAUCAGAUGGAGGUGGUUUGGCCAUCAAGCAUCAUCUCAUUCUACAGUUGACAGCCAGCAGGGAGAAUUUUGGAAUCGAGGACAGACUGGAGCAAGCGGUGGGAGAAAGUUUUUAGAUACGUGUAGCCUACAAUUGCCUUUGGCUUCAAUUGGUUACCGAAGGUCCAGCCAACUGGAUUUUCAGAAUUCACCUUCUUGGCCAAUGGCAUCCACCUCUGAAGUCCCUGCAUUUGAGUUUACAGCAGAAGAUUGUGGCGGUGCACACUGGCUGGAUAGACCAGAAGUGGAGGAUGGCACUAGUGAAGAAGAAAAUGAAUCUGAUUCCAGUUCAUGCAGAACGUGGAAUUCUGAACUGUGGUGUUGGAAUGAGAAAAGAUAUAGACCAGCCAUCUGUAGUCAUUUGUAUAAUGAAGCGAGGGAAGUAUCUUUGCAUAGGACUUCCAAUAGCAGUCAGACAUUGUCAUCCUGUCAUACUAUGGAGCCAUGUUCAUCAGAUGAAUUUUUCCAAGCCCUUAAUCACGCUGAGCAAACGUUUAAAAAAAUGGAAAACUAUUUGAGACAUAAACAGUUGUGUGAUGUAAUUUUAGUGGCUGGUGAUCGCAGAAUUCCAGCUCACAGAUUGGUGCUCUCCUCUGUCUCAGAUUACUUUGCUGCCAUGUUUACUAAUGAUGUCAGAGAAGCAAGACAAGAAGAAAUAAAAAUGGAAGGUGUAGAACCUAAUUCAUUAUGGUCCUUGAUUCAGUAUGCAUAUACAGGCCGCCUUGAAUUAAAAGAAGAUAAUAUUGAGUGCCUGUUAUCUACAGCUUGCCUUCUUCAGCUGUCACAGGUUGUGGAAGCAUGCUGCAAGUUUUUAAUGAAACAGCUUCACCCAUCCAACUGUCUUGGAAUCCGUUCUUUUGCUGAUGCUCAAGGCUGUACAGAUUUGCAUAAAGUGGCUCACAAUUACACUAUGGAGCACUUCAUGGAAGUAAUCAGAAACCAGGAAUUUGUGCUAUUACCCGCCAGUGAAAUUGCAAAGCUCCUGGCCAGUGAUGACAUGAACAUUCCUAAUGAGGAGACGAUCUUGAACGCACUUCUUACCUGGGUCCGUCAUGACUUGGAACAGAGACGGAAAGAUCUCAGUAAACUUUUGGCUUACAUUAGGCUACCUCUUCUUGCACCACAGUUUCUGGCAGAUAUGGAAAAUAAUGCACUUUUUCGCGAUGAUAUAGAAUGUCAAAAACUCAUUAUGGAAGCAAUGAAGUAUCAUUUAUUACCAGAGAGACGGCCCAUGUUACAAAGCCCUCGGACAAAACCCAGAAAGUCAACUGUUGGUACUUUAUUUGCAGUUGGAGGAAUGGACUCAACAAAAGGAGCAACAAGCAUUGAAAAGUAUGAUCUCCGUACAAACAUGUGGACUCCUGUAGCGAAUAUGAAUGGGAGGAGGCUGCAGUUUGGCGUUGCGGUGUUAGAUGACAAACUGUACGUGGUCGGAGGGCGAGAUGGAUUGAAGACUUUGAAUACCGUAGAGUGCUACAAUCCCAAGACCAAAACCUGGAGCGUAAUGCCGCCUAUGUCCACACAUAGACAUGGACUUGGUGUGGCUGUAUUAGAAGGUCCCAUGUAUGCAGUAGGAGGGCAUGAUGGCUGGAGCUAUCUGAACACAGUGGAAAGAUGGGACCCUCAGGCUCGCCAGUGGAAUUUUGUUGCCGCUAUGUCCACCCCCAGGAGCACAGUAGGUGUGGCAGUACUGAGUGGAAAACUCUAUGCGGUUGGUGGUCGUGAUGGAAGUUCUUGUCUCAAAUCAGUAGAAUGUUUUGAUCCUCAUACUAAUAAAUGGACACUGUGUGCACAAAUGUCAAAACGGAGAGGUGGCGUAGGCGUAACGACCUGGAAUGGACUGCUGUAUGCCAUUGGAGGACACGAUGCUCCUGCUUCCAAUUUGACUUCCAGGCUCUCAGACUGUGUGGAGAGAUAUGAUCCCAAAACUGACAUGUGGACUGCAGUGGCCUCCAUGAGCAUCAGCAGAGACGCCGUGGGGGUCUGCCUACUUGGUGAUAAGCUAUACGCUGUUGGUGGCUAUGACGGACAGACUUACCUUAAUACAGUAGAGGCUUACGAUCCCCAGACAAAUGAGUGGACUCAGGUUGCUCCUCUGUGCCUAGGAAGAGCUGGGGCUUGCGUUGUGACCGUAAAAUUAUAAUCCACUGCUCUGUUUUCUAAAUGAGGACAGCCUCUGCCUCUGAUCAACUUAGUGCCAUUUUAGUGCGUGGGCGAUGCCACAUUCCUGGGCACAAAGUGCCUGCUCUCAAAGUGAAGAUGUGAAAACAGAGGAGGAGGAGUGCAUGGACCACGAUCAGAUAUUCCCAUUUAGAGAAUCAAAAACACAGCCGGUGGAUCACGAACAGACGCUCCUGACAGAAAACAGGAGGACAACUGUACUGCUCCCAGCCUAACCCGUGCCGCCUGGGAGCACACUUGACUCACAGCCAGAUCUCUUUUAUAACUGUGCAGACGCACCAGUUAAAACCUCUAAAAGAUCGCUUUGGAAAUUUACCAUCCAUGAAUUGCAGCAACUGGUUUGUUUAACCACAGCCACCAUUUUAAUGACACACUAAAAAUUAUACUAUUUAGUUUUUUUCCAGAGGCAGUCACAUUAUAUAUGCUUUGAUUGCAGGAUGUAAUUCUAAAAUUGUCUCAGUCCCAUGAAUCAAGUAAAAUGUGAGAGAUGAAACAACAAUGACCGAACAAAAGCUUGACACAGUGCUUGGGGUCCCCUGCAUAGUCAUUCCUUUACAUACAGUCACCAGGAACUACAUGUUAUAACAGUCUCAAAUUGGAAAAUGGUGUUUGCAUUAAACUUAAGAAAUGCAAAGUUAUGUAGAGAAAAUAAAUGUUAUCUAUCUUUUAAUGUUCUUUUGCCUAACUAGUAUUUAAUUAUAUGGAUUUGUUUCCUUUUAUAUUAUAAAAGAUACAUUGAUUUUUGUCUUUUGAUAUUGACAAAAUUAUUGGGAUAUUCUGAUGUUCUCAAGUCUGUCUUUGCCCCCCUGCCCUGCUUAGGUUUGGCCAUGCUUGGUAAUCCAUUGUGCUUCCUUGAAAUCAAACUGUUUGGGGGCCAUGGGCUUACUCAAUCUUUGAAGAAUAUGCUGAAAGUGUUUGUUACCCAAAGUUUUGUACAUUUGUAAACUCUAAUUACUUAUGCGAAUGUUAAUACUCUCAGUGCAAAAAUGCACUGAGCAGUAGCAUUUUGUGAUAAAUCCUAUAAGGUAUGAGUCAUUAACUUAUAUCUUAACAUUAAGAAUAUAAACUAAAUUCCCAUCUUUUAA